UGACUGAUAAAUAACCUCAAGAACAAUAUCACCUAUCUACGAUUAAAUUCAAUUCAAUCCUGUUUGAACAGACAGAUAAAAUGCAAUAAUAAUAAUUCCUCCGAUCAAAAAAUGUGAACGAUUUCUGAUUUCGAAAUAAGGUCAGGAUAUUGUUUCAGUUCAGUGAUGCAAGUGGUGAUAAAAUUACUAAUUUUCGGUAUCUUGGCCCUCGGCCUGGCCUCCGGCGCUAAUAUAUUGGGAAUAUGGUUUCACGCGGGAAAAAGUCAUCAUAUAUUGGGGGAAGUGCUCCUCAAAGAAUUGGCCAGGAGAGGACAUAACGUGACCAUGGCAAGUCCGUUUCCCCUGAAGGAGAAGUUCCCAAACUAUACGGAUAUUCAUCUGACUGGAAUCCAAGAAGAUCAGGACGCGAGAGAAGCCAUCUUCUUGAAGAUGAAUGAGGGAGGUUUCAGAUCGGCCCUGGACGCCACCAUUCCGUUAGUGAGGGCUCAAACAGAACUGACACUCACUCACCCCGAAAUGAGCAAGCUGUUGAGAUCAGGAGUCAAGUUCGAUGUGAUAAUCAUCGAUUGGUUCAUGAAUCAAGCCAUACUCUACUUCGGUAAAUUAUUCAAUGCCCCUGUGAUACCUCUGGCCUCACACGGAACAACAUCGAUGUCCAACGGUAUAGUAGGAAAUCCCUCACCACCCUCCUACUUACCCCUUUCGAUGAUAGACUUCCCGGUAGAAAUGAGCUUUGUCCAGAGAAUGGCUAACGGACUCAUAACAGUUUUUGGCGCUGUUUUAGGUCAAAGUAAUAUCAAUUUCCAUCAAGAUCUAAUCAAGAAACAUUUCAAUGAUACCAUGACAUACGAGGAAAUGCAGAAAAAAGUUGCAUUGGUGUUCAGUAAUGGCCACUACUCUUACGAGCAUCCGCGACCGUUUGUACCCAGUUUAGUACCAAUUGGAGGAUUUCACGUGACCAAACCCAAGAAAUUACCAAAACAUUUUCAAGAGUUCAUGGACGGAUCUGAGAGCGGGGUGAUAUUCUUCAGUCUUGGUUCGAAUAUGAAAAGCGUUUUACUGCCUGAUAAAACUCAGCAAGAAAUAUUGAAGGUACUUUCCAAGCUUCCAUAUAGGGUAAUAUGGAAAUGGGAAGACGAAAACUUGAAGGGAAAGCCGAGCAACGUCUUGAUCAGCAAAUGGUGCCCACAAAAUGAUAUACUUGCACACCCAAAAUUGAAGCUAUUCAUAUCUCAUGGUGGCCUCUUGAGCACCAUAGAAGCCUUACAUCAUGGAGUGCCAGUACUAGGAAUACCAAUCUUUGGUGAUCAGAAGACCAAUGUACCAAAUGCUGUCCGAAAUGGUUAUGCUGUACAGUUGGAUCUGAAAGAUCUUAAUGAAAGGACAUUUUCGGAGGCGUUGGAUGAAAUACUAAAGAAUCCAAAAUACAGAGAUAUGGCUAAAAAACGUUCAUUACUACUCAGAGACCAGCCAAUUCCACCCAUGGACGCAGCUGUAUUCUGGGUAGAACAUGUUAUUAGGCAUAAGGGUGGUGAUCAUCUCAGGAACUAUGGGGCUAACCUACCAUGGUAUCAGUAUCUCAUGAUAGAUGUUAUUUUAUUCCUACUUGUUUGUGCACUUUCAGUAUUGUUCGUCAUAUGUGUUAUAUUUAUUGUUUUAUUCAAAUUGAUCAAGAGAAUACCUUUCAGACAAUGUAAAGAAAAGAAUAAAGUCAAAAAGAAUAAACUGUCGCAAACAAAGUUGCUCCUUUUUGUUAUUCGAUUUAUGCGGAAGUGCGAAGAGAUGAGGUUCUUAAUUCUAAGCCUGCUCUUCUUGAAUGAAACAUUUGGAGCAAACAUAUUAGGGAUUUGGUUCCAUGCUGGAAAAAGUCAUCAUAUUUUAGGCGAAGUUCUGCUGAAAGAGCUUGCAAGGAGGGGUCAUAACAUAACCAUGGCAAGUCCUUUUCCUCUGAAGGAACCCUUUCCUAACUACACAGAUAUCUAUUUGAGUGGAAUACGAGAGGAUCAAGAGUCCAGAGAAGAAAUCUUCCUCAAAAUGAACAAGGGUGGACCAAUGGUGGCUUAUGAAACAACCAUUGCUCUAACUAGGGCUCAAACUGAACUAACCCUUGCACACCCCGAAAUGAAAAAACUUCUCGAAUCUGGAACAAAAUUCGACGUCAUAAUAAUGGAUUGGUUUUUGAACGGAGCAGUGUUGUAUUUCGGGAAAUUAUUCAAGGCUCCUGUUAUACUUUCCGCUUCAUCUGGGACGACAAUAUUGACCACUGACAUAUCUGGAAAUCCUUACCCUCCAUCAUAUGUACCGAUGUCAAAUUUUCCUGUAGAGAUGACGUUUCUACAGAGGGUGGUCAAUGGAAUAAUAGCAACGAUUUUUCAGAUCUUGAAUAAAACGGGAACGUUUCAUGAAGAUCUAGUGAAAAAAUAUUAUAACGACACAUUCACCUCUUCAGAUAUGAAAGAUGUGGUUGCCCUGAUGCUUAGCAAUGCACAUUACGCUUACGAAUACACCAGACCUUAUGUCCCUAAUGUAAUACCAGUAGGUGGAUUUCACGUUUUGCCACCGAGAAAAUUACCACAGCAUUUGCAAGAAUUUAUGGAUAACGCUGAACAAGGUGUGAUAUACUUUAGUUUGGGAUCCAAUAUGAAGAGCACUCUUCUUCCAGAAAAAACCAAACGUGAUAUAUUGAGAGUUUUCUCGAAAAUGCCCUAUAGGGUAAUUUGGAAAUGGGAGGAUGAUAGGUUGGAAGUAAAAUUGAAAAAUGUCAUGCUUGUUAAAUGGUGUCCACAAAAUGAUAUUCUCGCUCAUCCAAAACUCAAACUCUUCAUUUCACAUGGUGGACUCUUAAGUACUAUCGAGGCAAUACAUUAUGGCAUACCCGUACUCGGAAUACCAAUAUUUGGUGAUCAGGAACUGAACGUUCCGAUUGCAGUGAGAAAUGGAUAUGCUCUUCAGUUAAAACUAGAUGCCCUCAAUGAGGUUACUUUCUCUCAAGCACUUAAUGAAUUGCUGAGCAACCCAAAAUAUAAAAAAGAGGCUGAGAAGAGAUCUUUGCUACUUAGAGAUAGACCAUUGUCUGCCAUGGAUACUGCAGUAUUUUGGGUUGAACACGUUAUACGACAUAAAGGAGGAGAACAUCUCAAAACUUACGGACUUAAACAGCCACUUUACCAAUACCUGAUGCUUGAUGUUAUUCUGUUCGUAACAUCCUUAAUUUUUUUGACAAGCCUUAUACUUUACUUCAUUGUGAAAAAACUGAUUUGUUUCAUUCGCAAGAUGGUGAUAUCGAGAUCACAUACCCAUUCGAAAAAAAUACAGUGAUUCUUUUUUCUUUCGAUAAGCGAUGAAAACUUGGUUUGUGAUGAUGAUUUCAUUACCCUGAAAUUAUUUUCUCAUAGAAUCUUUCCCACUGAAGUAUCUACAUAAUUUGCUAAAAGGAAAUUUAAAUACUGUUGAAACAUUAAUAAGAUUAUAGCGUAUUACUUAUCGGAUUCUCAUUUAACCACCAGGGUUUAUAUUUAGCUACCUCAUUUUAUAUUGUUGAAGCUGUUUUUUAACAAAGGUUAAAGAUAUGGAAUAUAAUUCUAAGCUGAG
Molecule: messenger RNA, 3591 nt
Organism: Coccinella septempunctata (seven-spotted ladybird)
Lineage: Eukaryota; Metazoa; Arthropoda; Insecta; Coleoptera; Coccinellidae
Exons: 12
Coding region: 166-3318 (1050 amino acids)
Molecular function (GO): UDP-glycosyltransferase activity
Source: RefSeq, a predicted model, not a curated record